CGCUCCACAGUAUUCGCACAAGCUUUACAAGACUGUUUACUAUAUUUUACUGUGUAGUGUGUACAAUACACAUUAUUAUAUUAUUAAUGUAAAAUGUUUAUCAUAAUACAAUCCAACUACUCUCUGCUUGUUUAAUUUUGUUUUCACAGUUUCAUUCAUUUAGUUGUUAUUUAUUAAAAUAAUUACAUUGACAGUUAAAAAGUACUUAAUUAUCCUUUUACAACUUUUUUUAUUUUUGUAUUACUCCAUCUACCUAUACCACUUAUUAUUAUUGUAUUGACUGUUAACGAUUUCUUCAUCAGUUAGGUAGGUAGUUAAUUUUGAUACAAGUCGAAACUGUGAAUAUCUUGUAUAUAUAGCCAUAAUGGGGAAGCAUAAGAACGCUAUUAGUUCUGACGAGUCUUCAGAACUCAGCGAUGAUGAUAUAAGUAUAGCAAAGAAGAAGAAACGUUCCAAGGUUUCACCCUCAUCAAGUCGGAGUCAUAAAAAGAAAUCUAAAAAAUCUAAAAAACCAAUUUAUGAUUCUGAUUCAUCGUCAUUGUCAGAAGGAGAAAUAGCCGAUGAAAAGCCUAAAAAGAAGCAAACAUUUAAAAAACGCUCUAGUAAAAUAUAUGAAUCGGAUGAUUCUAAUAAUAGUAGCAAUGAAUCUGAUACCAAAACUAAAUCACACGACGUAGUAAAUAAUAAAUUUAGUGAUUCUUCAGACUCUGAAGAAGAAUUUAAUGAUGGUUAUGAUGAUGAAUUAAUGGGCGAUGAUGAGGAUAGAGAACGUCUAGCUCAAAUGACAGAAAAAGAACGAGAAACUGAAAUUUUCAAACGCAUUGAAGCCAGAGAAAUAAUGAAAACCAGAUUUGAAAUUGAAAAAAAACUUAAACGAGCAAAGAAAAAAGAGCAAAAAUCAUUAGAAAAUAAAAGUUCUCUAUCCAGUCGAUCUGAAACUUCACAUACAUCAAGUUCUAUGCCUCUUGACCUUAAAGAUAGAGUGAAAGAACGGAAAAAAAAUGUUGAAGAAAAUCGAGGAAGAGGCGAUAAAAAAGUAGCAAUGAGUUUAUUAAAAGCCCGGAGAGAAGAAAAAAGAGGGAGAGAAGAAGAAAAAGAAAAAGAAAAAAAAAAAGAAAAAGACAAAAAAGGUGACGAUGAUGAUGAAGAGACUAGUGAUAAGCAAGCUGAUCAAAAUCGAACAAAAUUAAAAGCUUCAGAUAUUUAUUCUGACGACAGUGCUUCAUCUAGUGAUUCAGAUUCAAGUUCAUCUGUCAAAAAAGAUAGGCCAUUUAGGGAUAGCGAUUCAGAUACUAAUGAAAAAAAUGUUCAAUAUAUUAGCAAACAAGAAGAACUCAAUAAAAUCAGAUUGUCAAGGUUUAAAAUGGAAAAGUUUGUACAUCUACCUACUUUUAAAAAAACUGUUACUGGAUGUUUUGUCCGUAUUGGUAUUGGUAAUUACAACGGAGUGCCUGUUUAUCGAGUUGCUGAAAUUUGUGAUGUCUGUGAAACAGCUAAAGUUUACCAGCUUGGGAGUACUCGUACUAAUAAAGGUUUAAAAUUAAGGCACGGUACAAAUGAAAAAGUAUUUCGAUUAGAAUUCAUUAGUAACCAAGAGUUCACAGAAAGUGAAUUUACCAAGUGGAAAGAACUGUGUCAUUUAAAUGGAAUAACAUUACCUACCGUUGAAGACAUCGAACGAAAAGUGAAAGACAUCAAAGCAGCAUUAGCGUACCAAUUCAAAGAAGAAGAUGUUGAAAAAAUUGUACGAGAGAAAGAACGUUUUAAAACUAAUCCUCACAAUUAUGCAAUGAAGAAGACCACAUUGAUGAAAGAGAGAGAUGAUGCUCAAGCUUUAGGUAAAGUGGAAGAUGUUUCAAGAAUAGAGCAACAGUUAUCUGAACUAGAAGAACGAGCCAAUCAUUUAGACAAAAUGAGGACAAGUACCAUUUCUAGUAUCAGUUAUAUAAACGACAGAAAUCGUAAAAAAAAUGUUGAAGAAGCAGAAAAAGCAAUUUUGGAAGAGCUAAAAGCUAAUAAAGGAAAGAAAAUCGAUGAUCCUUUUACGAGGCGAAGUACAAAACCUUGUAUGAAAUUCAGAGCUAAAGCUAAUUCGCCAGAUGGUUCUGAAGUUACAGAAGUGGAUGGGCUGAAAAAUAAUAAAUCUAGUGAAAACAAGAAUAUUGAUGGUAGCUCAAAAGGAGUGCUCGGUAAUACAAUGAAAUGUGACGAUCUCUACGCAGUUCAUGAUUUUGAUAUUGAUCUAAAUAUACAAUUGCCAAUUUAGACAAUUUAUUAUUAUUUAAAUUAAUAACAGUGGUAAAAUAAAAACCUUAAUAAUAAAUUUGGAUAAUGAAAUUGUAUUCCUAGUUUUUUUUGUGCAACAGGCACAAAUGUCAUAUGGUAAAAAUUCAUAAAAAUUUUUAAAAUGUUUUUUAUGUAAAAAUAUUUAAGCAGUAAAAUU
Molecule: messenger RNA, 2443 nt
Organism: Adelges cooleyi (spruce gall adelgid)
Lineage: Eukaryota; Metazoa; Arthropoda; Insecta; Hemiptera; Adelgidae
Gene: Rtf1
Product: RNA polymerase-associated protein Rtf1
Exons: 13
Coding region: 365-2266 (633 amino acids)
Cellular component (GO): Cdc73/Paf1 complex
Molecular function (GO): DNA binding; RNA polymerase II C-terminal domain phosphoserine binding
Source: RefSeq, a predicted model, not a curated record